Cyprinodon tularosa is the source of this 1029-nucleotide messenger RNA. RefSeq names its product microsomal glutathione S-transferase 3b (gene mgst3b). Bases 103 to 525 code for a protein of 140 amino acids. Gene Ontology annotation, molecular function: glutathione peroxidase activity; glutathione transferase activity. The transcript has 4 exons. The record is from RefSeq and is a predicted model, not a curated record. Gene Ontology annotation, cellular component: endoplasmic reticulum; membrane; nuclear envelope. NCBI's taxonomy places the organism in Eukaryota, Metazoa, Chordata, Actinopteri, Cyprinodontiformes, Cyprinodontidae.
AGCUUCCUGACUCCACUGACUUUAUAAAAACGUCCACUUUGCAGCCCUUCCAACGUAUUCCGCCAGCCUGAAACUUUCAAUCAGGUCACAAACUGCUCCAAGAUGGACGUCCUCACUGUGCUGCCCUCAGCUUUUGGAUAUGUAAUAUUAACCUACCUGUACAGCUGGAUUAUGCUCGGUUAUUUGGCUGUUAAGGUUGGCUCUGCGAGGAAGAAAUACAACGUAAAGUAUCCCACAAUGUACAGCGACAAGGAGAAUGUGUUCAACUGCAUCCAGAGGGCCCACCAGAACACAUUGGAGGUGUACCCCCAGUGGCUCGUUUUCCAAACAAUAGCUGCCCUUGUUUAUCCGCUGUCUGCAUCUGUGCUGGGGGCCAUUUGGGUGACCAGCAGGUUUUCUUAUGCCUGGGGCUACUACACAGGAGAUCCAGCCAAGAGGAUGAACGGUGCCUACGGCUACAUUGGAUACUUUGGGGUCAUUCUUCUGUCUAUAUCUAUUGCUUUGCAACUGCUUGGACUUUUCUAAGAGGCUUUAUUUUUUUCCGGUGUUUGCCCAUUUAGUUGAAGAUGAGCUAAUUGCUGGCACGAAUCAAUUUUUUGAUGUGCUUGAAAAAUAAAGUCUCUGUACUUAACAACUACUUUCUAUAUUUUUUGUAGACCACUAUUUAGAAAUCACAGUUCAUAUGUGUUUUUAUUUUUUUUUAAAUGUAACCAAAUUUUGUCAAAGAAAUAGAUGAUGAUGAUGAUGAAGAUGAUGAUGAUAGAAGUGAAUUUUUUCAGAGUACUGAUGUGAUGAAUGGGCCAAGCAGUGGAGGGUAGGAGGCUCCAUGUGACUUCCACAUGAUUUCCCUGAAAAUCCAUUAGUGAGGGCAUAGCACAAUUUUUAACCAGUAUAUGUUCUGUUGCCUCGAGUGCUAAUAUUAAAACAUGAAAAUAAUUUUUUUCUUUUGUCAUUGUUUUUCAGUAAAAUCAUUGUAUUUCAAUUGAUGUACCAUUUAAUUAAUAAAAUUACAAUCAUAGAGAAUAAAAA